CAGCCGCUCCUUUAUCUCCGACCAGCUGUGGCCGGCCUACCAAAGGAUGCCCGACACGCUGCGGGUCGAACUCGUGCCUUACGGAAAGGCAAAGGUGGCAGUAUGAGCGUCACUGAGCAGCUGCAGCGAACGCCGCGAGGCCGCCUGAAGUAUGAUCGACAUAGGGUCUGCCUGCAGUCCUUUGAGGACGUUCUGGAUGAGAUUCACUCCGAAAUGGAGUCCCUCCAAGUGCGCGUGGCCGUGCCGCGCUCACCGGCCGACUAUUCCUCACCGCCGAGCUUCGGUCUCGCUUCUUCCGACGAAGAGGACGGCAACACGCCUCUGCACCCGCGGGUCACUCGCAUGACCUGCCGCGGACCCUGGUCUCCGCGCGCUUCCGGCUCUGUCAGUAAACCCACCCGACAGAGCUCCGCCAGUGUCGGCUCCGCGACGAAAUCUCCAGAUGGGAGGAAUGAAAGUGGGGUAGAGGAAAGAUCUAAGCGCAACGUGGAGAAAGACAAUGAACAGACUGUACGGAGGAAUAUCGAGACGAGUUUCCAGCGGAGCAGGGAGGAAGAUCAGAGCCCUGAGAGGGGCGUGGAUGAGGAGAAGCAGAAGCAGAGGACCAGCACCCCGCGACAUGGCUCGACACCCACCCCGUUUACGCCGAGGACUUUCGACAAAUUGAUCCACGAUGAGAGGCAGCGACAUCUGGAGCAGGCCAAGGCGGCGGCUCGCGCGCGACUGGCAGCUGCUGAGGAGACGGUGCGCCGUCUGCGUGAGCAGCACGAGCAGCGUCAGCGACAGCUGGCCAUUGAACAGCAGCGGCGCAGUCGUCAGCAGCACGAGCAGCGCACGAUGCAGCGGCAGCGCAGCGAGCAGCAGCUCCGGCAGCAGCAGGAGAACAUGCGCCAGCAGCAGCAGCUCGAUGCCAAGGACCUCAGUGAGCGGGUACAGGCGGCCGUGCAGCAGCAGCAAGCAGACGAGGAGGAGCGGCGCCGAAAAUCCGCCGAACAGCGCGCCAAUCUUGACCGCAUGGUGGCUGCGCAGAAGGAGAUGCGCUCCAUCGUGUCACAGGUCUUCACUAGUAUCAAGGGCUGCGCGGACAUCUCUCGGCUGCAGGACGGACCGGCGGCCGGUCAGGUGGAGCGACUAAAGCAGCUGCUCUCCGCCAUGGACCGGCUGUCGACCGCCCCGCCGGCCGAGCUCGAUGUACCCGAGGCAGAGCGGGCGGUCACGGAGGCCACCGAGCUGGCACGGAAGAUCACCGCUGUUGUCGAUGAGAUCAACGCCGCCGCUCAGGCUGCCAAGGACGCCAAGGCGGCGGCAGCGGCGGCGGCGACCGCAGCGGCAACUGCGGCGGCCGCUGCACAGCCCGCAGCCGCCCCGGUGGCCGUACAACCGAGCACAGGCCCCGGCCAGCUGGGUGACGCCGUGCUGCCGGAGGACAGCACUCGCUACGAACAGGUGCAGCAGAAGGCGGCAGAGUUCCGCGCUCAGUUCGCCAGCCUCCUGGCAGACCCGGCGCUCAAAAAGUUCAAGUUUGAUUGCCAGAAAGCGGUGAACACGCCGAUAAACGCCAUCUCUCCGGUAUCGACGGCCCACCUGCGGGACAAGCUGGACAAGCUGCGUCAGCUGCUGAGGGGCCAGCCGGUGGCCGUGGCCGGAGGUCAGGUCAGCGCCGCCUCGCACCCCAACGGAGUCGCCUUCUGUCUCGACCUGGUCGCCAAGAAGUUUGUGCGUCAGGGAGAGGACGUGGUGUCCAGUAAGCCGGAGGCGGCGUUCGCGCUGGCCGCGGUGCUGCUGGCGCUACAGUUGGAGUUCCCGCAGCUGACCGAGCUGACAGUGGCCCACUGCCAGGCGCGCUGUCCGUACCUGGUACCGAUGUACCCACAGCAGCUGGACGGGGACACCAACGAACAGUACUACCGGAAACUCGGCUACGACUACGUGGACGGCGUGGUGGAGAAACAGGACAAGUUUUUGAAGCGGAUGUCGGGCAUAGCGCGGCUAUACGUGGCGCUGCUGAUCGCUCGACCGCCGCAGCAGACGCCCGCCCCGCCCCCCGGCGCGGCACCGGCCCGGCCACUCGGAGUAAAACAUUUGUGGCGGUGGCUAGCGGCCACCGUGAACCUGGAGCCGCGAGCCGACGUGACCGCCUCGAUUCUGUACGACGCCCUCGAGGUGGGAGGGUCCACGCUCUCCGCCGCCUACGGCACGCAGUUCGUCAAACUGGUGAAGCUGCUUCGGACACAGUACCUGGCGCGCGUUCAGCAGGUGACGCCGUCCGGCUGUGGCGGCCCCGUGGUGCGCCUGGAGCAGCAACUGCAGCGUAUCGUCACCACGGGUCGGGUACCGCCGCCUCAGGGAGAACUCAAACUCUACAACUGGUAGCGCCGCGUCGCUGUCAGGUGACGUCAUAAAGCUGUCAGGUGACGCCCAGUCGGGACACCCGGUGACGUAUUCAGCGGCCACCUGUGACGCUCAGCGAUAUCAAUUCUGACCCGGCUUGGCCCUCGAAUGCCCUGCGGGUCAUGUGAUCUGGUGACCCCUCGACACCAGUACCACAGGGGCACUGCGUUCUGCUUGGUAGGCUCGGUAGGCGCCGAAGAUACCGUUCUGUGGCCAUCUGAAUGUGGUGAUCUCCGUCCAAAUGCUACCGGGUGGCUCUGGUCUGGUGUCACUAUAUUUUCAUUGAUGACGUAAAUCUCUGAUUGACUGUCGCAGCUCUCAUGUCACACAUCUAAUUGUUCAUUGAUCAGUGAUCACGAUUGUUCAUUGAUCAGUGAUCGGGCCUCUGGUUGAAGUAUGGACACCGAUGACUAACGCCUACCACAACCCUUAACACGAAAACAUCGACAUCGUCCCUGGUUUGAAUGAAGCUGUGUGUCCAGUUGAGGCGGUCUCACGGCCGUCGGAGACUGAGAGCCGACAUAGCCAGCGCAGGAGAACGACCGUUCGAGGCUGACACGAUUCGAUGUCUGACAGGGGUGCGGAACUGCUGGGUGCGAUUGAUUCGGUGGAUUAUGGGAGAUUACGUGAAUGAGAAGUGCCACAUGAAACGUGAAUAUUUGAUGUUUUUAUGUGUAGAGUGUUGCAGCAGUGAAGGAUUAUGAUGUUUCGAACUAUUGUAGGUCAUUCGUCAAUCCUGCCAUGCUUGAUACCAGCGACUAUAAUGCUCUAAUGUCAAUAAAAUAUGUCAAUGUUCGUUCGGUAAAA
Messenger RNA from Amphibalanus amphitrite, 3198 nucleotides. Its product is annotated as nucleoporin GLE1-like. NCBI's taxonomy places the organism in Eukaryota, Metazoa, Arthropoda, Thecostraca, Balanomorpha, Balanidae. Gene Ontology annotation, cellular component: cytoplasm; nuclear pore cytoplasmic filaments; nuclear pore. The transcript has 13 exons. Gene Ontology annotation, biological process: poly(A)+ mRNA export from nucleus; regulation of translational termination; regulation of translational initiation. The record is from RefSeq and is a predicted model, not a curated record. The coding region runs from base 103 to 2373 and encodes 756 amino acids. Gene Ontology annotation, molecular function: translation initiation factor binding; phospholipid binding; inositol hexakisphosphate binding.